CUUCAUUUGGUAAAAUUUCCCGUGAUGAGAGGAUCACAUAAAAAUAUCAAACACACAUGGCAUUCUUCUCUUUUCCGUACUCAGAAAGAAAUACUAUUGAGAAAUGUUUGCAAAAUUUGUCAGAGUCUGUGUUUGUCGGACUCUGUAAAAUAUUGGGAACAUCAGAACUAGUGACCAUGAGGAGAGAUGUUACAAACAUCAAUGAGAUGAUAGAGAAUGAAGUAAAUAAAAAGAAGUUUAUCAUGAUGAUCAGUGGAAGUUACGGAGAAGGAUUCAGACUAUUAGGAUCUGAUCAAGAUUAUAUGUACUGGCGACCUAAUGAGCAAGUGAUCUGGGAUGAAUCUCUGUUUAAGAAUUACAACGAACAAAAUCAAACAUUGAUUGUUUCAGACAAUUCUGAGAGCCCGCCAGGAUUCACUUUGUUAUGGCUUCCGAGAAAUCAUAUAAAACAUAGAUGUAUUCUGUCCUCAUGUGUAGUGAUGAAGAAUAAACAUUAUAUAUCUAGCUCAAAAUAUAAACAGACCAUGCCUUCAUAUAUUAUUAGAAAUCCUAUCAUCCAUGGUCCCUGCAAAAGUGGAUUUAUUAAUGGAGUUUAUGAAUUUGAUGAGGCCCACACCUUUCAGAGCAGAUACUGGCCUCCAUCAGCCUCCUCAUGGGUAAGCAGAUGUCGGACAUGGCCCAAACCUCAUGUGGUUCGCGAUAUUGUCAAAAAAGGAUGCCACUUUGUUGCAAUAGGACACAGUCUUGGAAAUCAUGUAGAUAAUGAAUGGAGGAUAUCUUUCUCUCUGGCAGAAAAACAACUUAUUUAUUCAAUGAACCACUGUCAGUUUUUAAUUUAUGGUUUACUGAAACUGUUCUUAAAGGAUGUAAUUAAUAAUGGCUUAAACAGUGAAGAUAAAAUACUGUGUUCUUAUCAUCUGAAGACAGCCGUUUUCUGGGCAAUUCAACAAAACAAAAUAUCUCACUGGAGCCCCCAAAAUCUCCUGCAGUGUUUCUGGGUUUGCUUUAAACUUAUUCUCAAAUGGGUGUAUAAAGGGGUAUGUCCGAACUUUUUCAUUCCAGAAAACAACAUGUUUCUAUCUAAAGUCAAUGGUGAUUCACAAACAAUUUUAUUUCUUAGACUGUAUACAUUGUAUGAGAGAGGCGUUGUGUCAUGUCUGUUGCAUUGUCCCUCAAUCAGGGCGUAUGUUUUAAAUGUACUUUACAAUCCUCGGCUGACCGUCAGUAUAGAUGAGCACAUGAUGAUCCCUGAGUUUACAUUUGAUCAGUUAUUAUUAACAGAGAUAGAUAUGAAUUUUUCCAUUAUAACAAAUGCAAACUUACGCACAAUAGAAAAAUUAAUUAACGAACCUUUGACACAAUACCAAGUUGCCGCAUUACAGGAUCAUACGAUCCGUGUUCUUUUAUCCAAUGCUUUUAUUUUACACAACAAGUACAUUGGCAGAGGUGGCAACAACCAGAGGUACAUUACGGACAAGAUUUCCUGUAACAUGCUCAAAUUAGCUGCAAGGUUUGGUUGUAUUUCUGAUGCGUUGUAUUUAGCAAUGUAUUAUUACAAGACAUCCAGGUACACAGAGGCUUUAUCUAUCAUAGAGAUGACUAAGGUCAGAUUAUCACAUGCGAUAUUUAUGCUAUUCUUUAUAUUCGGUGACAGAGAUAAGUAUGCUCAGGUUGUAGGAGGAAAAUCUUGGUCUACAAAGAUGAGAGAAGGCAUGGCAGGGCAAAUUAUGCUUUUCAAAGAUAUCGGUUAUAUUAAUGAAUUACUGAUAGAACAGUCUGAAUCCCUGCAUCAAGUAUUACAAAUUCCACCUUUUGCGUUGAUACACAUGCUAGAAAUUCUGUGCUACAUUCAUGUUGAUUCAACGAGAGUACAAACAGCUUUGAAUGACCUUAGGAACAGAAUUCAGAAUAACAUUAUUGAAGGUGUACUGUAUAGAGACAUUUCUUGGCAAAUCUUAGGAAUUUGUUACUACAUGACAGGGAACUUCAAUGCUGCUUUUUACGCUUUCCAAAAAUCACUCGUACAUAUUCCACUACAACAGAUACAGACUGCUACAAUUAUCAGAAUUAUAAUAUUAAUCUAUCAAUUUUUCUAA
This is a messenger RNA of Saccostrea cuccullata (small rock oyster), 2096 nucleotides long. RefSeq lists its product as uncharacterized. The record is from RefSeq and is a predicted model, not a curated record. The transcript is spliced from 2 exons. NCBI's taxonomy places the organism in Eukaryota, Metazoa, Mollusca, Bivalvia, Ostreida, Ostreidae. The coding region runs from base 57 to 2096 and encodes 679 amino acids.